Molecule: messenger RNA, 1585 nt
Organism: Drosophila takahashii
Lineage: Eukaryota; Metazoa; Arthropoda; Insecta; Diptera; Drosophilidae
Gene: fbp
Product: fructose-1,6-bisphosphatase
Biological process (GO): fructose 1,6-bisphosphate metabolic process; fructose 6-phosphate metabolic process; fructose metabolic process
Cellular component (GO): cytosol; cytoplasm
Molecular function (GO): fructose 1,6-bisphosphate 1-phosphatase activity
Source: RefSeq, a predicted model, not a curated record
CAGCCGUCGACCGCGGUUCGUUGUUUUGUUUGCCAGUCUUCCCCCUUUUUGUUGAACCGCAUCAUUUAGAGAGCGUACAUUUAACUAAUAACCAAUAAUGGCGGCCAGUAACGGUGAUUCCAAAAUGAGCCAACAGGGACCAGUUUUUGACUCCAAUGCGAUGACGCUUACGCGUUUCGUGUUGCAGGAGCAACGUAAGUUCAGGGAGGCCACCGGGGAUCUGUCACAGCUGCUGAACUGCAUCCAAACGGCGAUCAAGGCUACUGCCUCGGCGGUCCGAAAAGCAGGAAUAGCCAAGCUCCAUGGAAUUGCCGGUGACGUGAAUGUCCAGGGCGAGGAAGUCAAGAAACUGGAUGUGCUCUCCAACGAGCUGUUCAUCAACAUGCUGAAAUCCUCCUACACCACAUGUCUGAUGGUCUCCGAGGAGAACGAGAAGGUGAUCGAGGUGGAAGUGGAGAAACAGGGCAAAUACAUUGUGUGCUUCGAUCCCCUGGACGGCUCCUCCAACAUAGACUGCCUGGUGUCGAUCGGUUCGAUCUUCGCCAUUUACCGCAAGAAGAGCGACGGUCCACCCACCGUGGAGGAUGCACUGCAGCCUGGAAACCAGUUGGUGGCCGCCGGCUAUGCGCUCUACGGCUCAGCCACAGCCAUUGUCUUGGGUCUGGGAUCCGGAGUUAAUUGUUUCACCUACGAUCCAGCCAUCGGAGAGUUCAUCCUGACCGAUCCCAAUAUGCGAGUGCCCGAAAAGGGCAAGAUCUACUCCAUUAACGAGGGCUACGCCAGCGACUGGGAGGCGGGCGUUUUCAACUAUAUUGCGGCCAAGAAGGAUCCCGCCAAGGGAAAACCCUACGGAGCCCGCUAUGUGGGCUCCAUGGUCGCCGAUGUCCACCGCACCAUCAAGUACGGUGGCAUCUUCAUCUAUCCGGCCACAAAAUCCGCUCCCAGCGGAAAGCUCCGCCUGCUGUACGAGUGCAACCCCAUGGCCUAUCUGAUCAUUCAGGCCGGUGGACUGGCCAGUGAUGGUAAGAUCAGCAUUCUGGACAUUGUGCCCAAGAAGAUUCACGAACGUAGUCCCAUAUUCCUGGGCUCCAAGGCCGAUGUGGAGGAGGCGCUAAGCUACUUGAAGUGAUUUCUCUAACUGCUAUGUAUAAUUUAUGAAUAAAGGACAUUUACAUUUUUGCUAAGAAGUCCCAAUACCUAGUAACUUAAUUCCUAGUUAAAAUUUGCAUGCUCUAAUAGGAUGUCGAAUGAAUCUUUACUUGGGUCAUGCUUAUCGUAUUGUAAAAUUAACUUUCGGCAUGCCUUUAAGCUUAUAAACCGCAUUUUACAGAACAAUCUUUCAGACACUCUCGUUAUUGCCACAAUGAAGGUUUCUUUUCUGCUGGUUACUUUGGCCUUACAACUCAUGAGCCAGGCUGAGUCUUACCCAAACGACAAGUCUUUAACCAAACUUAUUUACGUAUGCGGCGAAUCGAACCCCCUAUGUUAUCGUGAUGUAACAGGACUAUGUCGACACCGUAUCAACGGAUUCACCUGUACAACAUAAUAAUUAAAUGAUAUCAAGAGAUGAUAUACUGAAAGUGAA